AGAGAUGAAACAGCUGCAACCGCUUCUCCCUCAAGGUGGGAUCAUCAACAGGCAGAGCUCCUACCAUGCCCACCACCUUCUCUUCAGACUCAGCCACCCAGAAGCAGGAGCCAUGCUCACUCAGGCACUUGGCCCUGCUUUCAGACAGUGAAACUGAAUCUUGGAAGUCUAAAGGGACUCAGGUGUGAUUGUGAGCUCCUAAAGGUAGCAAACCAUGUGAUUUCUUCUGACUCUAUUUCCUCUUCUGCCAGUAGUUUUCCUGAGCUCGAACUCUACUUUUUGCAACAAGCAGAAUGUACACAUGUUAAACAAGGGCACACAAGCAGGUAACUUGGAGAUUGUGAACGGUGCCGAAAAACACACUCGAGCCAACUCCAAGUUCCAGCGAGGCUAAAUUGGAAGAGGACAGUGAUGUGACUUCUUGGUCAGAAGAAAAACAUGAAGAGAAAAUGCUCUUUACCGGUUAUCCUGAGGACAGAAAGUUAAAAAAGAACAAGAAGAAUUCCCAUGAAGGAGUUUCCUGGUUUGUUCCUUUGGAAAAUGUGGAGUCUAGAUAAAAAGAAGGAAAACAUGCUUAAGACUCAUGACCCUGGCAUCUCCCGGUUGGAACCAGUAACCAAGACCAAGCCGUGGAGGGAGCCACUGCGGGAGCGGAACUGGCAGGGGCAGCACCUGGACAGUCGGGGCUCUCUGGCAGGCCCAGGCAGAGAGGAUGGCAGAAACCCACUGAAGCUGUUUGUGAGAGCAACCCUGCAGGAAUCGCUUCAGUUUCACAGACCUGACUUCAUCUCCCACAUUGGGGAGCGGAUAAAGCGCCUCAAGUUGAUAGUCCAGGAGAGGAAGCUGCAGAGCAUGUUAAAGAGCGAGCGGGAUGCGCUAUUCGACAUUGACAGGGAACGGCAGGGCCACCAGAAUCGCAUGCGCCCACUACCCAAGAGAGUCUUCCUGGCUAUCCAGAAGAACAAACCUAUCAGCAAGAAGGAAAUGAUUCAGAGGUCCAAAUGGACACAUGCAGGAGGAACAGUAGCACAAAGGCUUCCUGGUGCCUUGUGGGUGAAAGAAAGGCUGCCAGGGAAAGGAGAGAAACACCCAGGGAUCCCGGUGACGUCGGGAAGCAGCAUCCAGACCAUGUAAGGACACUGCCUACAGGGGGAGACUCAAGGCCUGGGAAGGUUUUCUAAUCUGUCUUGAGUCAGGUGGGGGGAUUUCCUGGGAAAGGAAAACCAGACA
Messenger RNA from Pan troglodytes (chimpanzee), 1230 nucleotides. RefSeq names its product putative ALMS1-like protein. The transcript has 8 exons. The record is from RefSeq and is a predicted model, not a curated record. Lineage: Eukaryota; Metazoa; Chordata; Mammalia; Primates; Hominidae. Bases 508 to 1134 code for a protein of 208 amino acids. Gene Ontology annotation, cellular component: centrosome; cytosol; centriole. Gene Ontology annotation, biological process: regulation of centriole replication. Gene Ontology annotation, molecular function: microtubule binding.